This is a messenger RNA of Dromiciops gliroides (monito del monte), 2651 nucleotides long. Its product is annotated as zinc finger protein 454-like. The transcript is spliced from 8 exons. Bases 1 to 2478 code for a protein of 825 amino acids. Lineage: Eukaryota; Metazoa; Chordata; Mammalia; Microbiotheria; Microbiotheriidae. Gene Ontology annotation, biological process: negative regulation of transcription by RNA polymerase II. Gene Ontology annotation, molecular function: DNA-binding transcription repressor activity, RNA polymerase II-specific. The record is from RefSeq and is a predicted model, not a curated record.
AUGGGCCUAGGCUUGCCCCGGAUCGGCGGUGGCUGGGUCCCCUCGGUAUCUGGGCGCCUGGGGGGACCGCCCGGGGUCCUGGCGCUGAUUCCCGGGGACCCAGGUUCUCCCCACCCCUGCCGCAAGCACCCCUUCCCCCUACGGAACCGGGCUAGCCCCUCCUGGGAAGCAGGGAAGAGGGUCCCACGCUCCUGGUGCAGAGGGAAGGGAGAGAAAAGGCCCAACAGCUUUGUGGCCCCAACCUCCCAGCAGGGGGCCGCCCACACAGGGGGCUUCCAGCCUAGGCUUCUGGGCCUUGGGCCUGAGCUGGGCUCGAAGUUCAGUUUGAGCUGCUUCCAGGACACAACGCUGGAGCUACAGAGAGACCCAGGGGGUCAUUGGGCUUCUGCUCAGCCUGCCUGGCCUGGGUGGGGAGAACCUGGGUCCCCGGGAAUCAGCGCCAGGACCCCGGGCGGUCCCCCCAGGCGCCCAGAUACCGAGGGGACCCAGCCACCGCCGAUCCGGGGCAAGCCUAGGCCCAUUUCCCUGAGAGAGACACUGAGACCACAGCCUGGGGAGAAGCACGGCUCGCACCCAGUGUGGACUGGACAGGAAGCUCAGCCCCCUGAGACCCCACGGGCCUGGGUACAAGCCAGAGCAAGGAGGAGGAAGGAGGGAAGAAUGGGCCCCAGGCUCCUGCCCCCCAGGACCCCCCAGGACUCAUUGACGUUCAAGGAUGUGGCUGUGGACUUCACCUGGGAGGAGUGGGGCUACCUGGACACUUCCCAGAAGGAGCUUUACUGGGAGGUGAUGUUGGAGAACUACAGGAACCUGGUCAGCCUGGGCCUUGUAGAUUCCAGCAUGGAUGUGAUCUCUCAGCUGGAGGCAGGGGAAGCACAUUGGAGUCUAAGUGACAGUGUCCUCAACACCUGCAGGCCAGAUUGGGAUGCCAGGCCUCAGACCAAGGAGUCUUCUCCAGAGAUGGGCAUUUCUGUGGAAGACUUAUCCCAGCAAAGGACCUUGUGGGAUGACCCAUGCAUCUCCAGGAUGGGACAAAUCUGGGAGUAUUAUGACAGAAUAAAGAGAGAUCAGAGCAAUGAGGAGAAACUUUCUAGGCAAGGAAAAGUAAUCCAGACAGAAACUGGUGGUGAAGUCAGAGCUUCUGAUUACAGUAAAUAUGACCAAACUUCUAACCCAGAGCCAGUCCUUUUGCCACAGCAGGGAGUGUCUUUAGUAAUGAAUCUCCACAAAGGUGCUGAUCAGAGAAGGAGCUUCACCAUGGAGUCAGACCAAAGAUAUUGUAAUCUGAUCUAUUCACAGAAGAAAUAUUCUGAGGUUAACAAAUGUCAGAAAGCCUUCUCUUAUGAUUUUGAUCUCAUUGACAAACAAAAAAUUCAUGGUGAAGAGGGACUUUAUGAAAGUGGGAAUUCUUUCAUAGUGUAUAAUGAACUUAAUCUACCCCAGGGAACUGAUCCAGGAGAAACAUGUUAUGAAUUGACUCAAUGUGGGAAGACAUUCUCUCAAAAAGCAGAUCUUAAUCAACAUUCUGGUAGUCAGAGGAAAACCAAAUCUUAUGAAUGCAGUGAGUGUGGAAAGGCUUUCCACCUUAAAACAGGUCUUACUCAGCAUUUCAGAAUUCAUAGUGGAGAAAAACCUUUCAAAUGCAAUGACUGUGGAAAGUCUUUCUGCCAGAAGAUAGACCUUAUACGACAUUUCAGGAUUCACACUGGAGAAAAACCUUUUAAAUGCAGUGACUGUGGGAAAGCCUUUCCACGGAGCACAACCCUCACUCUACAUCAGAGAACUCACACUGGAGAGAGACCCUAUGAAUGCAAAGAAUGUGGGAAGACAUUCAGUCAAGGCUCUAAACUUUCUCGGCACCAGAGAAAUCAUAGAGGAAUAAAACCUCAUGAAUGCAGAGUGUGUGGGAAGGCCUUCUCCCAGAAGUCUGAUCUCACUCGUCAUGGUAGUGUUCAUACUGGAGAGAAACCAUAUGAAUGCUCUGAAUGUGGAAGGUUCUUUCGCCAGAAAUCAGGUCUUAAACAACACUUUAGCAUUCAUAGUAGAGAGAAUCCUUAUGAAUGUAUCUAUUGUGGUAAAGCCUUUCCCCUUAUUGCAGAAUUAGCUAGACAUCAAAGAACUCACACUGGAGAGAAACCCAAUGAAUGCAUAGAACAUGGGAAGACAUUCAGUCAAGGUUCUAAACUUUCUCAGCACCAGAAAAUUCAUAGAGCAAUAAAACCUCAUGAAUGCAGGGUAUGUAAAAGGGUUUUCUCUCAAAAGUCACAUCUUACACAACACUACAACAUUCAUACUAGAGAGAAACCUUUUAAGUGCAGUGAUUGUGGAGAAGCCUUUGCACAGAGCACAACACUGACUCAGCAUCAGAGGACUCACACUGCAGAGAAAUCCUAUGUGUGCAAUGAAUGUGGAAAGGCCUUCACUCAGAAAGGUCUUCCAGUACAUAUUGCAAAAAUACAUCCUAGAAAGAAAUCUUAGGAAUGUAAUGACUGUUGGAAGGCAUUCUCAGGGAUCACAGCAUUAACUUAACCUCAUAGAUUUUGUUAUGGUGAAAACCUCAUUAAUAAAAUCUUGGAAAGCAUACUUUUAUCUGGAAGAGACUCCUUGAAAAAUUUACUCAAUAUUGAACAGGAACCAUACACAUUUAGUGC